UCCUGUAUCUUUAGCAGUUGUAUAGAAAAGGGAAUUUCAGCAGCUGUCAGGCUGCCCAGGUGGAGGGCCGCAUGGAAUUCUGGGAAAGGACAGUGCCGACCUUCCUGGAUCAGGACAUCAUAAAUCCAGAUGUAGAAUGUCAGCGCUUCAGGCGACUCCACUACCAAGAGGACGAGAGCCCCCACGAAGUAUGCAGCCAACUCUGGGAACUUUGCCGUCAGUGGCUGAAGCCAGAGAGGUGCACGAAGGAACGGAUCCUGGACCUGGUGAUCCUGGAGCAGUUCCUGGCCAUCCUACCCUCAGAGAUGCAGAACUGGGUCAGGAACGGUGGUCCUGGGAGUUGCAUCCAGGCUGUUGUCUUGGCAGAAGAUUUUCUGGGGAAACAGCAAAAGAACCUGGGACAGGAGCCGGUGCAAUGGCCUUUUGCAAAGGCAGCCAAGCCUUCCUUUGAGCUGAAGAGGACUCCGUCGGACGGUGAUGGUCUCCUCUUCAGGGGGUUCCUCCAGGAAGCUGAUGGACGUGGCGCCUCGCCAGGUGAUGGAACAGCAGUGGAGAGAUGCUCCAAAUCUUCUUCUUCUAGUGUUGGAGUGGAAACAGCCACCGUGCUGCCAGCCCAGGUAGGAAAAAGAUCUUUGGGGAAAUGUUUCAGGUAUGGUUUUGGGCCCUUUUUCAUUUCCGCCGGAGCUGUCUCUCUGUCAUUUUCUCUCUGUCAGGGCCUGGUGACUUUCGAGGAGGUGGCUGUGCGUUUCACCGAAGGGGAGUGGGCCCUGCUGGAUCUGGGCCAGAGAGCUCUGUACAGGCGGGUCAUGCUGGAGAAUUAUGGGAUGGUGGCCUCUUUGGAAACCCUGAUGAUCCCCAAACCUGACCUCAUCUACCGGUUGGAGGAGGAGGAGGAGGAGAAGCUAAGUGACUGGUGCACCAGGGAAGGGGCAAGAUCCACAGGAUGGAAGACGGAGAAUGAGGAUGAGCUUUAUGAGGCUUGUAUAGAGAGAACUGGGAGUCCAGAUGCAAAAGAGAUUUUUGUGACUGAAGACGUUGGACUCCAGAUGCAGGUCGUCAAACAAGCCAUGAAGUGGAAGAAUGAAUUCCUUUACUCUCAGGAUGUCGAAUAUCACAAAAUCUCAUUCCAACAGGACCAGUACAAAGGAAGGAGGAGGAACGAGUGCACAGUGUGCGGGCAAAUCUUCAGUCAUAAAUCAAGCCUUGUGACUCAUCAGAGAAUCCACACGGGUGAGAGACCUUACAAAUGUACAGAGUGCGGGAAGAGCUUCAACCGGAGAACGCGACUCACUUCGCAUCAAAGGCUGCACACAGGGGAGAAACUGUAUAACUGCUCAGACUGCAGCAAGAGCUUUUGUGAAAAAUCAAGUCUUAACGCCCAUCAGAGAAUUCACACAGGAGAGAAACCCUUUAAGUGCUUGAGCUGCGGGAAAAGCUUCAGUCGUAGCUCGAACCUUAUUGCUCACCAAAGAAUUCACACCAGGCAGAAACCCCGUGGCCGCUCAAAAGGUAGCAAGGGAUUUCAAUCUAAGCACGUUUCACAGGAGAGAAUUCGUACAGGAGAAGAUCUGUGUGCUUCUUCAAACUUUAACAGGAACACUUGCGAUGAAUCACGUUUCCUUGAACAUCCAGAAAUCUACACAGGAGAAGAAAUGUAUAAAUGUUUUGACUGUGGGGAGAUCUUCAGUAAGAGCUCAAAUCUUUUUACACAUCAAAAAAUUCACUUAGAAGAGAAACCAUAUAACUUCUGUAGCGAUAAUUUUUGUGACAAAUCUAGCCUUUUGACCCAUCAGGGUAUCCUUUCAGGAGAAAAAAUGUAUAAAUGCUCAGUUUGUGAUAAAAGCUUCACUCGGAACUGGAGCCUCAUUACGCAUCAAAGAUAUCACAGAGGAGAGAAACCUUAUAAAUGUGCGGACUGCAGCGAGAGUUUUUGCGAUAAAUCAAGCCUUAUCAGGCACCAGAGAAUCCACACGGGAGAAAAGCUCUAUAAAUGCUUCAUUUGUGAGAAAAGCUUCAAUCAGAGCACAAACCUUUUUACACACCAGAGAAUUCAUACAGGAGAGAAGCCCUAUAAGUGUCUUGACUGUGGGAAAAGCUUUAAUCAGAGCUCACAUCUUAUCAGACAUCAGAGACUCCACACUGGAGAGAAACCCUAUAAAUGCUCUGAAUGUGGGAAAAGCUUCACCCAAAGCCCUAAUCUCAUCAGGCACUGGAAAAUCCAUACCAGGGAGAAUACUCAGUAACGUCUUCUUCCUUUUAUGGAAGUGUUUCAAUCAGAGCACAAGAGUACGACACACAUCAGAUAAGGUGUUAUGAGAUAGCAAAGAACACACACAAAUG
Molecule: messenger RNA, 2340 nt
Organism: Elgaria multicarinata webbii
Lineage: Eukaryota; Metazoa; Chordata; Lepidosauria; Squamata; Anguidae
Product: zinc finger protein ZFP2-like
Exons: 7
Coding region: 72-2243 (723 amino acids)
Biological process (GO): regulation of transcription by RNA polymerase II
Molecular function (GO): RNA polymerase II cis-regulatory region sequence-specific DNA binding; DNA-binding transcription factor activity, RNA polymerase II-specific
Source: RefSeq, a predicted model, not a curated record